This is a messenger RNA of Drosophila virilis, 4401 nucleotides long. It is a transcript of the gene tap, whose product is annotated as Basic helix-loop-helix neural transcription factor tap. The record is from RefSeq and is a predicted model, not a curated record. NCBI's taxonomy places the organism in Eukaryota, Metazoa, Arthropoda, Insecta, Diptera, Drosophilidae. Gene Ontology annotation, molecular function: E-box binding; protein dimerization activity; DNA-binding transcription factor activity, RNA polymerase II-specific. Gene Ontology annotation, biological process: positive regulation of transcription by RNA polymerase II; axon development; sensory organ development. Gene Ontology annotation, cellular component: nucleus.
AUACUUUUGGCUCUCUAGGAUUAAAAUCCGCAGGAGAAAAUCUAAAAUAUUGGCGAUCACACAUCUACGGAAACUUUGUGAGUUACUUACUUCCGAUAUCUAUUUUAUUAGAACAAUUUUUUAUUUAUAAAUUUAUUUUAAAAGAUUUCAAGUUUGCAAAAGUCAUGUAGCUUGGGGUACAUUUUAAUAUAGCGAAAUGUAGAUAUACGCAAGCCUUUACUAUCCUUUGAUGAAUAUCAUCGGUACACAUCUAUUAUUAUUUUGUCGCAAACGUAUAGAAAAAGAUAUCCGAGUCCAUGAGGCAUAUAUAUUCUUGAUUAGUCUUAUCCAUCAGAAUCAAUUUAGUCAAGUCCGUCCGUUUGGCAGUCUAUUCUCUUAGGCUUUAAGCUAUUGUCACGAAGCUCUGCAUAGGUCUGUCUUUCUGUUGGGCAUAUAUAUAUCGAAAUCGGCCAUAUCGACUCACUAUAUCAGAGUGCUCCUGUAGCAGCAAAUAAACUUGUAUGACAAAUUUUACUUAUAUGUCAAGAUAUCUUAACCAAUCUUGUCAUUUAUAAGUUCCGGGGUGUUUCUUGCAUGUAGGCCAAAUCUUAUGAGCAUAGGACAGCUAUAUAUAAGAAAGCCUCUAUUAGACGCCUCCAAACAGAUAAAGUAAUAUAUCAAGAUCAACAGCCGAGUAUAUAUAAUCAUGUCCGUCUGUACUUAUGUCUGUUCGUCUGUCUAUUUCUAUGCAAACAAGUCUCUCAGUUUUGGGGCUAUCGUCUUGUUGCAGGACUAUAUUAUAUAGCUGUCAUAGGAAUGAUCGGUCGAAGUAGCUUCUUGUAUGGAAAACUAUUUUGUUUACAAAGAUAUCGGCGCCAAACUUAGCAUUUAAUAGUUUCACUAUGCUCCUUCAUAUAUGGAAAAUCCUAUCAAUAUCGACUUACUAUAUCGUAUAACUACCAUAGGACAGAUGGGUCGAAAAUUAGGUUCUUGUGUAAAAAACUUUUUUGCUUAUCAAGAUAGCACAACACGACUUGGCUUUUGCAACUUCUAGUAUGUUUAACAUACAUGAGCUAAAUCUGAUCAAUAUGGUAUUGCUAUAUCCUAUAGCUCUAUAGAAAGAAUCGGUCCAAAGAUAAAAUCAGCAAUGAACUAUCGUUAUAUUAAUUCUCCUCACAUAUCCGUAUAAUCAACAGCCGUAUAUCUACUAGAUUUUUAAACAGUCGGCGUGCCGAGAAGCAACGUUCUAUUUUAUUUGUUUUUCUAAUGGAUUUGUAUCUAUGCCAACUUACUUACAAGAUGGUAAGGUCCGGAACUAGGUUGUUUAAGUGUCAUAAAUACAAGCAACUGUCAGCAAUUGGAUCAAUUAGCAUCCUUUGCCCUUUAAAUUAAGCAAAAUUGUGUCAUUUUGGCAUUAAUUUAUUAAGUGCUCACUCGUGUCAACAAUUUACCCGCAAUGGGAGCACAUAUCAUAACAAACCUGCACGUGGCAAUUGGGAAGCGGCAAGCGGCAGCCACUUAAAGCCACAAUCCCAACCGCGUGUGUAUCUUUCGCGUUUAUACACAUGCAGCCACUUGAGCCAGUUGUGAAGUGGCUUAUGCCACAAGCUCUCCAGCCCAAUUCGGUGGCACGUGCCGCCGCGUGGGCCCUGGGCGGGAGUAUUUGUGGCAUCUUUACAGAAGUGUCGGCACACGUGGCGGUAAUUCGUUUAGCGACAGGCGUAAGCUCGCAAUGAUUAUUGCGGUUUAAGCUGAAAAGAAAGAGUUGCUGCGAGCUGCGAGUUGCAAUUGAUAUUAAGUGGGCACAAGAUGUGCCACAAUCAAUGUUGCGACAAAGGCGCACUGAUAAGAGAAAGUGCACGGCGCUUUGAACUCUGUCGCUGAUCCUCGCGGCCAGACGAGGCCAGCGAGAUAGACAAACAGACAGACAGAGCACUCAUCCUUCCGAUUGGCUUACGUUCAGGCGUAAAAAAUGCUCGUGUUUUAACUGGCACUGGUAGUUGCUGGUGUGUGUGUGUGUGUGUCCGUGUCUGUGUAUGUGUGGGUAAAGCAACCCCCUGGGCUAGAGCGAACGGCAAUCACGGCGCGCAUAUCUUUUGGGAUUUGUGCCAUGGCGCCGCCAUCGUCGCGACCGACGACAAUGCGCCGAGGGUUGUUGCCGCCUAAAUCAGCGGGCUUACUGGGCAGCUCUGCCGUGCUAAUGGCUGAACAUAAAACCGGUGCGCACUCCUGUUCAGCUUUUAGUUGGUGCGGGCACGCGAAACGGUUAAGGCUACAAAAGAAAAAAAAAAAACACAUACGCGAGCGUAAUGCGUCUGGUUUGACAUUUAGAGACCGGCACAGAUACAGCUAAAGCUAGAGCUAGAGACAACCACAGCUACCCACGCCGAGCUCAACAUGGCCGCCUGCUACAACGCCUACAAUCCGACGCAAUCGUUUGAGUUCGAGGAGGAUGAUGACGAUGAUGCCUCAUUCGAUAGCGGCUACGAGAAGAGCUUUGAGACGAUUGCGAAUGCGAGCGCGCGGCGUCGUUUGGACUUUGCGGAGCACUACAAUAGCACGGCCAAUGCCAGCGGCACGUCGCCGGGUCAGGCUCAAGCGCCGCUUAUGUAUGCCGGCGCCUGGGAUAUGCAGCUGAAUUCGCCGCCAGCGGCAACGGCUGGCUUUGUGGGUCUGCUGGACAACAGUAGCAAUCACAGCACGCGCAGUGGCCGCACCCUGGUGGAGCAUCUGAACAGUCGCGCCGCAACGACGGGCGCCUUUGAGCCGCAGCUGACGAGCACGCCGGUCAAGUCGCCGGAGGAUCCGAAUGCGCCGCGUCCGAAACGCAAAUAUGCCGUCGGCAAGAAUCGUGUCACUCGGUCGCGCAGUCCGCUGCAGGUGGUGCGCAUCAAGAAGUUUCGACGCAUGAAGGCCAACGAUCGGGAGCGCAAUCGGAUGCAUACGUUGAACGAUGCGCUGGAACGGCUGCGCGUGACGCUGCCCUCGCUGCCGGAGGAGACCAAACUGACCAAGAUCGAGAUACUGCGCUUUGCGCACAACUACAUCUUUGCGCUCGAGCAGGUGCUGGAGAGCGGCAACACCAUCAAUCUCGACUUGGAGAAGCUGCAGAACUUUACGCUAAGCGGGGAGCGCAUAACCAAGGAGCUAUUCGAUGCGCUCUUCGUGAAUCCGCAGCCGUUUCCCAUGUUUGGCAGCGGGCGCAUCUUUCCGUAUGGGCCGCAUCAUCAGACGCCGCCAGCGAUGCACUAUCAGCCAGCUCAGGGAGUGGAUUAUCAGACGGCACAACCACCUGGCUUUGAUCUGGGCAGCAGCAUGCGCUACUACCAACAACAACAACAGCAGCAGCAGCAGCAGCCGGAGCUUAGUCCACAGCCCACAGCUUCAGCUCAGUUUUCCCAGGAGAAAUACGAUCUGUUUCGCAGCAACUUUGAGGCAGCUGCCAAUGGAACGCCAUUGUCAGAGUCGGGUCUGCAUCAACAGAGUAGCUUCUAUACACAAACGCCGCCCUGGAAGGAAUACCAGGAGGAUCAACAGCUACUCUACAAACAGUUUACCCACCAGGUAUAGCAUAGUUUUGCGGGCAUCUAUAUGGUGUCAGUCUUCUCUGGGUGAUAUGUUCGACAAUGUGCAGACUAUAACGACACUGCCACCUGGAAAUUGGAAUUGAGAAUUGGCUGCUCUAGUGACUCACUUUUGUUUAAGUCAAAUAUCAAAAGUCAUUUGCUUAGAGCAGCUGGCCAACAUGCUCACAUUUCCAGGUCUCACUGCCGCUGUGGCUAACAAUCAGUUGAUAUUUUGCAAUAAGUGUACACAAAAUUUUGAUUGCUGAGGCCAUGCUAAGCUGGCUGGCCUCAAUAAUCGAUACGAUUAAAUUCAUUUAGUGGGUAACACAAACGACAAAUCAAUUUGCGCUGCUUAAUGUCAGAGUUCAAAUGAAAUGCAGUUGCAAAUUCACUACUGAUUCAUGCAUGCCUGGAAUGGGUUGCUUGUUUGUGGCACUCGCUAGUGGACUAUUAAAACUAAAAGUGCAUUUUUUAAUGAAUAUAUUAUAAAAUGCACUUGUGGCUUUUAAUGGCUAAUACAAUUUGCUUUAUAAUAACAUCGGUUGUCCAUGUAAAUUAAGUAAGAGCAUCCAUGUACCUUGCCAUAUAUAUUUAUAUAAACACAAUCUAACUAAGAAAGCAGCCUAGCCAUUACUAACACACAUGCUUAACGAGUUUUAAGCGUUAGCUAAGAUUUAGUUUCAGGCUUAGUUAGUUGGGUUGGGUUAACAUUGCAAUGCGAUAAACGAGGGCUAGUCAUUUUUGAAGUCAGGCUUAAUAUAUACUAUAUACAUUACGUGUUAAGAUGAAUUUUAUGUAAACUAUUACAAUUUAUUUUUGCUAAAUAAAGUUGAUGAAGAAAAACCCGAAACCCGAA